This is a messenger RNA of Myotis daubentonii (Daubenton's bat), 1626 nucleotides long. RefSeq lists its product as uncharacterized. The transcript has a single exon. Lineage: Eukaryota; Metazoa; Chordata; Mammalia; Chiroptera; Vespertilionidae. The record is from RefSeq and is a predicted model, not a curated record. The coding region runs from base 1 to 1626 and encodes 541 amino acids.
AUGGAGCACCCGGCGACGGAGGACCCAGCGACGGAGCACCCAGUGACGGAGCACCCAGCGAUGGAGCACCCAGUGACGGAGGACCCAGCGACGGAGCACCCAGUGACGGAGGACCCAGCGACGGAGCACCCAGUGACGGAGGACCCAGCGACGGAGCACCCAGUGACGGAGGACCCAGCGACGGAGGACCCAGUGACGGAGCACCCAGUGACGGAGGACCCAGCGAUGGAGGACGCAGCGACGGACCACCCAGCGACGGAGCACCCAGCGAUGGAGGACUCAGUGACGGAGCACCCAGUGACGGAGCACCCAGUGAUGGAGGACCCGGUGACGGAGGACCCGGUGAUGGAGGACUCGGUGACGGAGGACCCGGUGAUGGAGCACCCGGCGAUGGAGCACCCGGUGACGGAGGACCCGGCGACGGAGGACUCAGUGACGGAGCACCCAGUGACGGAGCAUCCAGUGAUGGAGGACCCAGUGACGGAGGACCCAGUGACGGAGGACUCAGUGACGGAGCACCCAGUGACGGAGGACCCAGUGACGGAGCACCCAGCGACGGAGGAUCCAGCGAUAGAGGACCCAGCGACAGAGCACCCAGCGACGGAGCACUCAGUGACGGAGCACCCAGCGACGGAGGACCCAGCGACGGAGCACCCAGUGACGGAGGACUCACUGACGGAGCACCCAGUGACGGAGGACCCAGUGACGGAGGACCCGGCGAUGGAGCACCCAGUGACGGAGCACCCAGUGACGGAGGACCCAGUGAUGGAGGACCCGGCGAUGGAGGACCCGGCGACGGAGCGCCCGGCGAUGGAGGACCCGGCGACGGAGGACCCGGUGACGGAGGAUCCAGCGACAGAGGACCCAGCGACGGAGGAUCCAGCAACGGAGGACCCAGUGACGGAGGAUCCAGCGACAGAGGACCCAGCGACGGAGCACCCAGCGACGGAGCACCCAGCGACGGAGGACCCAGCGACGGAGGAUCCAGCAACGGAGGACCCAGCGACGGAGCACCCAGCGACGGAGGACCCAGUGACGGAGGACCCGGCGAUGGAGGACCCGGCGACGGAGCGCCCGGCGACGGAGGACCCAGUGAUGGAGGACCCGGCGAUGGAGGACCCGGCGACGGAGCGCCCGGCGAUGGAGGACCCGGCGACGGAGGACCCGGUGACGGAGGAUCCGGCGACAGAGGACCCAGCGACGGAGGAUCCAGCAACGGAGGACCCAGCGACGGAGGAUCCAGCGACAGAGGACCCAGCGACGGAGCACCCAGCGACGGAGCACCCAGCGACGGAGGACCCAGCGAUGGAGCACCCAGCGACGGAGGAUCCAGCAACGGAGGACCCAGCGACGGAGCACCCAGCGACGGAGGACUCAGCGACGGAGCACCCAGCGACGGAGGAUCCAGCGACAGAGGACCCAGUGACGGAGCACCCAGCGACGGAGGACCCAGCGACGGAGGACUCAGUGACGGAGCACCCAGCGACGGAGGACCCAGUGACGGAGCACCCAGCGAUGGAGCACCCAGCGAUGGAGGACCCAGCGACGGAGGAUCCAGCGACGGAGGAUCCAGCGACUGAGCACCCAGCGAUGGAGCACCUAGCGACGGAGGACCCAGCGACGUAG